This is a messenger RNA of Funneliformis mosseae, 1296 nucleotides long. The record is from the annotation of a GenBank genome assembly. NCBI's taxonomy places the organism in Eukaryota, Fungi, Glomeromycota, Glomeromycetes, Glomerales, Glomeraceae.
AUGGGUAACUCUUCUUCGAAGAAACAUUCGUCGAAAAAUAAUGAUAAUAAUUUAAGUGAAGAAAAAAAAAAUGGUUCGAAUUCAGGUCCUGUAAAUUCAUCGAUAAAGGAUGCAUUAACCGUCGACACCAGUAACACCAGUAAAGACAAUAUUAAUAAUACUUCAUCAAAUUCUGAAGAUAGUUCACCAAUUUCACCAACAUCACCAAUUCUCCGACGACCGAUUGGAAAUGAUGAUUCCAAUAAUAAUGCCGUAGAGGCUGGUUCAGAUGGACAGUUAGUUCCUCUUAAUAGCGCGCCCACCAAUGAUCGUAUGAAGUCCUUCGAUAUUGAUGACAUUAUACAACGUCUCAUUGCCGUUGGGUGUUCUAAUAAGGUUUCAAAGUCUGUGUGCUUAAAAAAUGUGGAAAUACAUGCUAUUUGCCAUGCUGCACGUGAGGUAUUUUUAUCACAGCCAACGCUCAUUGAACUUUCCCCACCGGUCAAAAUUGUCGGCGAUGUUCAUGGUCAAUAUUCCGACCUUAUCCGGUUAUUCGACAUGUGUGGGUUUCCUCCUUCAGCAAAUUAUUUAUUUCUUGGUGAUUAUGUGGAUCGUGGAAAGCAGAGUUUGGAGACUAUACUGCUUUUACUCUGCUACAAGAUUAAAUACCCGGAAAAUUUUUUUUUAUUGAGAGGAAAUCACGAAUGUGCAAAUGUAACAAGAGUAUAUGGAUUUUAUGACGAAUGUAAACGUCGAACAAAUAUCAAGACAUGGAAAACUUUCAUUGGUGUUUUUAAUUGUCUCCCAAUCGCCGCCAUUGUAGCAAACAAAAUUUUCUGUGUACAUGGUGGUUUAUCGCCUUCUCUCUCAUCGAUGGAUGAGAUUCGGAGUAUCCAACGUCCUAUAGAUGUGCCAGACUAUGGACUGCUUAAUGAUCUGUUAUGGUCAGAUCCUUCGGAUACGGCUGUAGAUUGGGAGGAUAAUGAACGAGGCGUUAGCUACUGCUUUGGCAAGGCGAUUAUCCAUGAAUUUUUGCAACGACAUGAUUUUGAUUUAGUGUGUCGUGCACAUAUGGUAGUUGAGGACGGUUAUGAGUUUUUUAAUGAUAGAACGUUGGUAACUGUGUUCUCUGCUCCAAAUUAUUGCGGAGAAUUUGAUAAUUUUGGAGCAGUAAUGAGUGUAAAUGAGGAACUUUUGUGCAGUUUUGAACUACUUAAACCACUUGAUGCUGCUUCAAUGUUGAAAUUACAACAGCAAAAUAAUAAACAAAGGCGGAGGAGUGGAAUUGGGCCUUAUAGUCCAUCUUCUAUUAAUUAA